AUGCACGGCUUCGGCUUCCUGACCGCCACCUACAAGCUCACCCCGCUCGGGGCGAGGGCCGCCGAGGAGGGCGGGGGGCUGGAGGAGGACGGGGAGAGGGAGGUGGUGGAGAUCGAAGGGACGCGCUACGCGCGCACGCCCGUCCGCAUCGGGGACAUCUUCGUCCACCAACAGAAGAUCCACCUCAUUCAGGGUUCCAUCCUGUCGGAGCUCUUUGCGCAGAACUUCACCGUCGGCGCCGGUGUGUACUUCCGCGCGGACUGGGGUAUAAACUUGUGCAGUCUUCAGGCGGUCGACGUUCGACUUUUGGUGCGCCCUGGCAGUGUGCGGGUGGGCGGGGAGACUUCGCUGGAUUCGACCCCACUUUCAUCCGGAACGGACUCCUGA
Molecule: messenger RNA, 387 nt
Organism: Phytomonas sp. Hart1
Lineage: Eukaryota; Euglenozoa; Kinetoplastea; Trypanosomatida; Trypanosomatidae
Source: the annotation of a GenBank genome assembly